Molecule: messenger RNA, 3277 nt
Organism: Linum trigynum
Lineage: Eukaryota; Viridiplantae; Streptophyta; Magnoliopsida; Malpighiales; Linaceae
Source: the annotation of a GenBank genome assembly
UCUAGUAUAAUGUGAUCUGAUUUCCCAAUCCAUGAAUUUUAUGAUUAAUGAAAAAAAGUUGACCAAAAUGAAAUUUGCACCGAUCAAAUGAAUCAAACAUAAUAUUUGUCCGAUCCUUGUUUCUAUGAUGUAUUGGAGUGCAGUUUUCGUUACUUUCGUGAGCAUUGCAAAACCCCUACGCGAGCUUGCUUUGCUUGUCGCCGGAGGAGAAGAAUACGCCGAAAACGAAAACCUCAAAAUUGAGCAGCUUUGGCCAUCGUUCCUCCCUUCUUUGUGCUGCGCUUCAGAUCCAUUACGGUGGCCGGCGAACGUGGUAUCCGUCUAAUCAUUGAUUCCCCUCGGAAGCCUAGGAAAGUCUGGAAUUCCGUGUGAAUCUUGCGCUCUCUUUCCGUAGGGUUUUGGCUGCUUUCACUUCUUCUUGCGUUUCCGGGGAAAACCCUAGCUGUAUGUUUUUCGCCGAGAAAUGAAUUUAUGUAGAUGGGAUUCUCAGCUUCCGUUGGGUUUUAUGAUCUUGAAAUGCCAACAAUGGGCUACAUGACCGGCGGUGAUAGGAAGCGGGAUUUGUAUUCUUCUUUGGCUCCGUCGUACUCUCCGGAUUCUUUUCCGACAUCGAAAAGGCUCAAAAUUUCGCCCAUUCACGCCCCGGGACGGACCCCGGGGCCUUCCAUUAGUACCGUCGACAAGCUCUUCCGGUACCCUGAAACGACGACGAAGCUGCGCCGGGAAGUCCACGCCCCUUGUAGGAAUUUGAAAUACGGGCUGGGAGCUCUUCGGUGUAAACCUGGUGGGGACAAAGAGAGUGAGAAGGUCGAGAUGUUGUCUUCUGCUUACGAUUAUGCAAGGAGAGCUGCGGUUGAAACUCUUAGGUUUUUUGGGGUAGGCAAGAGACUACCUAAAGUGGAUGAGCAGCCUGUGAAGCCGAGUAACCAUGUCUUGGUGUCUGAUGAUUCGAGUAUGGAAGAAGUUCAGGUCACUGAUGACAAUGAUGAAAAUGGUGUUAGGUCUAUGGUUUUGGAUGAGCCAGUGAAUGAGCAGGAGAAUGAUGAUGAUGAUGUUAGGAUUGUGGAACACCGGUCUGCGGUUACUCCGGAACGAAAUUUGUCCGUGGAGAAGACUAGGGAGAUGGUGGAUUCUUUGGCUUUGGACCGAAGUGGUUUAUCUGUUGAGGUGUACAAGAAACUCUUGGAUGGUGCCCAGAGGAGAGACCCAAAUGUUUUGCAGCCUCAGAUUGAAUACUAUGAGAAGAAGAGGGCUUCAUUGCAGGCCUUACGGUCUAUGAGGAAGCCGUUGGAAAAACCUGUUGAGGAGAUACCUCUUGAACCUUUUAUACCCCUUACAAAGGAGGAAGAAACAGAAGUGAAGCGUGCACUCUUACCUAACAACAGGAGGAAGCUGUUGGUUGCUCACACUAAUUCAGGCAUCGACAUUACAGGAGAGGUAUUGCAGUGCCUUUCACCAGGCGCCUGGUUAAAUGAUGAGGUCAUCAAUCUCUACCUGGAGUUGUUGAAAGAAAGGGAGAAGAGAGAGCCACAAAAGUUUCUGAAAUGUCAUUUCUGUAACACCUUCUUCUACAAAAAGUUACUAGGUGGUGAUAAGAAAGUAUAUGACUAUAAGGCUGUGAAAAGGUGGACCACAGAACGAAAAUUGGGAUACAUGCUGGUGGACUGUGAAAAAAUAUUUGUUCCCAUUCACCGAGAAAUUCACUGGUGCUUGGCCAUUAUUAAUAAGAAGGAUCGGAAAUUUCAGUAUCUCGAUUCACUCAAAGGAAGGGACUCUCGCGUGCUGAAAAAUCUGGCUAGAUAUUAUGUCGAGGAAGUGAAGGACAAGAGCAAAGUAGACAUUGACUUAAGUGAAUGGGAAUACGAGUUCCCUGAAGACCUGCCAGAACAGCUAAACGGGUAUGACUGCGGAAUGUUCAUGAUAAAAUAUGCCGAUUUUUAUAGCAGAGGCUUAGGCCUUUGUUUUUCCCAGGAAAACAUGCCGUACUUCCGGCUGAGGACAGCCAAGGAGAUCCUGAGACUGAAGGCCGACUAAUGAAGGCAGCAAACGAUCCACAGCCAAUGAGAAUGCCGGAGGGCACCAUCACAACUUAAGAGAGGAGCUUUUUGUCGCUAAGUGUGCAAAUUGUAGGCCUUCCAUACACUUUCAGGAAUCAAAGGAAAGUGCCCUAGUUCCCUGCUUGUGAAUAGUCUCCCUGGCCAUCAACCUUAUGUAGUUACACAGAUUGUCGUCGCCUGAAUCAUCAGUAAUGAUCUAGUUCGGAUUAGUAUUCCGGUACAGGUUGAAAUAUGAUUGCAAACUGCUUGUGAGAAGUGGUGCUGAUUGUUUUUGGCGUGCAGUACUUGAUACUAGCAGUAAGCUUUUUUUGUCAAUCUUUUGGGGGGCGUCCAUACCAUAAUUAUAUGGACAUUCCAAUUUUUUUUUUCUUUCGUUGUGGACUUCGAAUUGUAUCUGGCAAAUUUUGGAAGUUCUAUAAGUCUUGCCCCAUCUUUUCCAUCUUUACUCGUAAAAAUUGUGCAUUCUGUUGUGGUGAGUGAGUACAUGAUGAAUUAUCAAAUACAAUUUUGCUAUGCUAUGUGUUAUGUGUUAUUGUGUAUAUCGUGUCAACUUAAAGUUAAAGAUAAAACAAUCUCAAUUCAAUUAUCUAAACAAUCUCAGUUUCACGGCAUAGAGACAAUCCAUGCAUUGCGUAUUGAAAAAACACACACAAAAAUACAAUAAUUUCAUGAAAAUAAUCAACGCUGUAAUAAUGAAUUGUGAAUGAAAUUAACGCCUCAAACGUAAAGAGUAAAGUCCAAUACGUUAAGAACAUACACUAGAUUAGAAUUUAGGGUAAAUACAAUUUAAUAUCCAAAUCUUUCAUUUUAAACAAUAUAAUAGCCAAACCUUUUCGAAAACAAUCUAAUAUCCAAAUCGUCAACUUUUCGUUCGUUUGACCGUUAGUUGACACUUCAAAAAAGCUUUGCUUAGGGGAAAUUGUCACAAUACAACUUUGUUUCUUGUUUUGGCAUUGCAAAUGACUGAAUAUUUAGAUAUUCUAUACCAUCAUGGUGGAGUCAUGGACUUCUCGGGUUUGGAACUACGAUAUGUUGGUGAUUUUUCAGAGAAGAUAUCGAUGGAUAUUGAUGAAGUGUCGUACUUCGAACUUUUUUGAAGUGUCAACUAACGGUCAAACAGACAGAAAGUUGACGAUUUGAAUAUUAGAUUGUUUUCGAAAAGGUUUGGCUAUUAUAUUGUUUAAAAUAAAAGGUUUGGAUAUUAAAUUGUAUUUACCCUA